AUGAGAAAUUUAUUAAAGAGAGCUGAUUUGUUAGUAACUCCUUAUGAGUUCAAUGUCAAUCAAAGACAAAAAUCCUUAACAGUUAUUGGUAUGUACAAUUUGUUAUACGAGGUGGAGUGCUUACAAUAUUCGUUGGAAUAUUUAGUAUAAUUUAUAUGAUUGGAGUCAUUUAAAAAGCACUUUCAGAUUAAGAAACUGUUUAUGUUGGUACCCAGAGUACAAUUAAUAAUUAAUCAUAUAUAAACAGUAACAACACUAUAUUUGCAUUUGAGGUUUCAGAUUAAAAUGGAAAUAUUUUUGAAAAUAUAUCUGAAAUUCAAUAGUAUAAAUAGUUUAAUAUUAGAUACAUUCAAAUAAAUGUUUAGUAUGUAGAAUAAAAGAGGGAUGCGUCUAAAAUAGGAUAUGAAAGAAAUUCAACCAAUCUAAAGUUAAAAAAUUGUGAAACUACCACAGUUGAAAAAUUUAAUUUUGAUGUAAUUACAAUCUCAAAUUCUUAAAAACAAAAUCUUUAAUGUGCAGAUGGAGAAUACACAAUAACAGGAUAAUAUUUUGAUGCUUACUUUUCUUAUUUGAAGGUUUAAGUCAAAGCUUGCAAAAAUACCACAGAUAUCAAUUGCAAAUCAUAAGAUGAAAUCCAAUCAUUUGUAAAAAACGGGUAUUAUAGUGAUUAAUUGGUGUAGAGUCAAUGUAGAUUUGUUUGUAAAAGGAUCAAGACUUAGAUAAUAAUUCAAUCUUUCAUCUCCUAUAGAAGCAUAUCCUACUAAUGUCUUUUGGAAAUUAGUGCUUGGAAUGUCAAACAAUGAAGAUAUUUUUAUUAUGCCUUUUUCCAUGGAUUUAAGUAAUGUAUAUAUCAAUUAUAAGAAAGCAAUUCAAUAUUUUAUGACUUAAUGAAUAUAAAAUUGGAAGAAACACUAUUUUAAACUACUACUUUUCAUAAAUAGGAAAGAAGAUUAGAACCUAUAGAAUUUACAGAAGGAUCAACAUUGUGUUCUUUUUAUAUAAGAUCCUCACCUGACAAUUAAUAUUAUUUUAUUACUUAAUCGGAUCUCUUUACUAUUUUUAGCUCUUCAUUAUCUGAAGCUACAGCCUUAGCAGUUGCCAUAAUGAGUUUCCUCAAGAUCUUUUAUCAUAGUUAUAAUCAACAUAAAACCUUUGCAGUUCUUAUGAACUCUGUUUUUAAAUUUGAUUUAGAAAGUGUCAAAAAAAAGAGACAAUCUUCUAUUUAUCAGUCAGAUUAAUCUGGAACUAUAUUUUAAUAAAGAACUUCCACUACUCCUAUUAAAACAGGAUAAUUAUAACAAGUAUGAGUAAUAAUAAAUUAGAUAUUAAAUUUUGAAAUAUCCUAUUCUUUUAUCUAGUACAUAAAAUACUUAAUUUAAAAAUGGUUCAGAUCUAUAUAACGUUAUAAUUUCUUUAAAACUGAAAAAGAAAUCAUCAUAUCUUAGAUAGCAAAAUCAAAAAUUCAAUAUGAUUUAGAUCUAACAAAUAUUCUGAAGAAACUCUAUGAGAUCGACUGCUUGAAAUUAUUCUUUUUUGAUGAUGAUUAAUUAGUUUUAUUUAAUACAUUCUGUUCUCCAGUUUUUCAAGAUGGAAUGGCUAACUAAAAGGAUUUAUUCGAUAUUCUAACAAAUUAAUAAUAAUAAUCAAAGAAACUGCUAUCCAAUUCAUAAUUAUCUGAAAAAGAUAAAAGAUUAGACUUGACUUUUGUUGCUAGUUCAGAGAGUAUAUUUAUUAAAUACGAUUGUUAGUACCAAUUAAUGUUCGUUUAGCAAAAGUAGCUAGAUUUUUUAAAGCUUAAUUAGGAGCUUCAAAUGCAGAAGGAUUGGUUCGAACCUUUCAGAGAAUCAAUGAGAAUCUAAAUUAGAACUCAGCAUUGAAUUAGAAGUUGUUAAGCUUUGCCAAAUAGAAUUCCAGUCUAUUCCGUUUGGUUUAGAGUUAAUAUGAGGGCAUCUAAUAAAAGUAGCUUCAAAAUCAAGUUCCAGAUGAAAUUAACAGCUAAGAGAAGUAGAAUUCAGGGGGAAAAGAUUCAGCUUGGAGUAUGGAAGUUCAGAGUUACUAAUUGGAGAGUGGUAAACGACCAAAAGAAGCAGAAGAAUAGAAUAUAUAAUAGGAUUGA
Molecule: messenger RNA, 2116 nt
Organism: Paramecium octaurelia
Lineage: Eukaryota; Ciliophora; Oligohymenophorea; Peniculida; Parameciidae
Source: the annotation of a GenBank genome assembly